Messenger RNA from Betta splendens (Siamese fighting fish), 1803 nucleotides. Its product is annotated as UDP-glucuronosyltransferase 1A1-like. Gene Ontology annotation, molecular function: UDP-glycosyltransferase activity. The record is from RefSeq and is a predicted model, not a curated record. Lineage: Eukaryota; Metazoa; Chordata; Actinopteri; Anabantiformes; Osphronemidae. The coding region runs from base 80 to 1735 and encodes 551 amino acids. The transcript has 9 exons.
ACACCUUUUGCUAAAGCGUUAUAGUUAUCAGAUAUCUUUUCAUCCUGGUUGCAUUGAGCUCUAAACUCAAAAGACAACAAUGAGGAGAACAGCAGUGUUUGUGCUCCUGCUUCUAAACAUGAAUCUGCAGGUAAAUGCUGCUGAUAAGACAACGACAUCUCCAGCACAAACCUCCAGGACAGAGAAGAAGGUGAAGACGGAAGAUGGAACCAGUGGCACCGAGCCUCCAGUCAACACUGCUUCUCCAGCUUUCCUGGGUAACCUGCUGGUGGUACCGACGGACGGGAGCCACUGGGUGGGAAUAAAAGCUAUAGCUGAAGAAAUGGGGCGACGUGGACACAAGGUCACAGUGGUCAUACCAGAAAUUAGUCUAAAGUUAGGACCAGGGAAACACUUUGACACUGUAACCUUCCCUGUUCCUUACAACAAGAGUUUUAUCGACUCUGUAAUGUCCACAUAUAAAAACAAAAUGGUAAAAUCUGCACAGCUCAAGGCUCGACUCUUACAAUUACAUCAGAUAGUUCUACCUUUCAUCCGCGUCACUGCAGAGAGUCUACUGUUUAAUGCCAGUCUCAUCUCACAUCUGGAACAGCAGGGUUUUGAUGCCCUAUUGACUGACCCCAUUGUACCUACAGGCACAUUAGUAGCUCGGAAACUGGGUCUUCCUACUGUAAAUUUACUCCGGACCAUUCCAUGUUUAAUGGACAUGAGGUCUGCAGGCUGCCCCUCCCCACCUUCAUUUGUGCCCCGAGUGUUUACCAGCUACACAGAUAAAAUGAACUUCAAACAGAGACUUUUCAAUACAGUGAUGUCUUUUCUGGAGCCGCUGCUGUGUCGACUGAUCUACGGGCCCUUUGACACCAUGGCUCACCAGUUCCUGGGAGAAGACAUCAGCGUAGCUCAAAUACUGUCUGACACUGAUAUCUGGAUGCUGAGAUCUGACUUCACACUAGAUUUUCCACGUCCUUUGAUGCCAAACUUUGUUUUGGUUGGUGGCAUAAACUGCGAAGUGAGAAAUCCUCUGCGUGAGGACCUGGAGUCCUGGGUGUCAGGAGAACAUGGGUUUGUGGUGUUCACACUUGGCACCAUGGUGUCAGAUAUGCCAGAGGAGAUAACUUCUGUCUUCCUAGAGGCCUUUAGGCAGAUUCCACAGAAGGUCAUAUGGAGAUACACUGGGGACGUUCCUCACAAUGUCCCAGAAAAUGUGAAGAUAAUGAAAUGGAUCCCUCAAAAUGACCUGCUAGCACAUCCUGGAGCUCGGGCCUUCAUCACUCAUGCUGGCUCACAUGGUCUGUUUGAGGGAAUAUGUCAUGCUGUUCCCAUGGUGAUGUUACCUAUUCAAUGGGACCAAUCAGACAACGCACACAAGUUGGCCAGCAGGGGUGCAGGACUGGUCCUAGACAUUUAUUCUAUCUCUACAGACGACCUCCUGUUGGGAUUGGAUGAGGUCAUCAAUACCACCAGAUAUAAAGAGAACAUCCAGAAGCUUUCCAUUCUUCAUAAAGACAGACCAGUUGACCCACUCGACCUUUCAGUUUACUGGACAGAGUUUGUGAUGCGACACAAAGGAGCCAAACAUCUCAAAGCUGCUGUUGCUGACCUCAACUGGUUCCAGUACUUCUGCCUGGAUGUUAUAGCUGUGCUGGCUUCUGUAGUGCUGGUUUCUGUUGUCCUGACAGUAAAAUGCUUCAAACUAUGUCUGAGGAGAGUGAGAGGGAAGAGAAAACUAGAAUAAGGUCAAAUAUAAUUCUUCACGGAACAACAUGGAAAACAGAAAAUAAAACAUUUAAUUAAAAAAGUUGU